Daphnia pulicaria is the source of this 1678-nucleotide messenger RNA. Its product is annotated as cytosolic beta-glucosidase-like. Gene Ontology annotation, biological process: carbohydrate metabolic process. Bases 94 to 1602 code for a protein of 502 amino acids. The record is from RefSeq and is a predicted model, not a curated record. The transcript has 13 exons. Gene Ontology annotation, molecular function: beta-glucosidase activity. Lineage: Eukaryota; Metazoa; Arthropoda; Branchiopoda; Diplostraca; Daphniidae.
CACCCAUAAACGGCAUCGUGACCAGCAGUUACGUGUUCAAUCGAUCGUUCGUGAACGUUCGAAGCUGUACGGUUUCAAUUUAACAGAUAAAAGAUGGCGAUGAAAUUUGCAUAUUGGCUACUGGUAAUAGCCGGCGCUGCGGCCGGAGUUUACGUGGAUGAGCCACUGCUCUACGACACGUUUUCACCCGAUUUUAUUUGGGCCGCCGCCACCAGUGCACACCAAAUUGAAGGCGGAUGGGACGCGGACGGUAAGGGGCUGAACAUUUGGGAUGUCUACACGACCAAUUCGAGCGUGGUGUUAGACGGGUCAACCGGUCAGACGGCCUGCAACAGCUACUACUUUUACCAGAAAGACGUCAACGCCCUCCAGAGUUUGGGAGUGUCUCAUUAUCGUUUCUCCAUCUCGUGGGCUCGAGUUCUACCCAACGGCAUCGGUGAAGUUAACCAGCCGGGCGUCGACUACUACAAGCGACUGAUUGCAGCACUCAAAGCCGCCAAUAUUGAACCCAUGGUGACUCUGUACCACUGGGACUUGCCGCAAGCACUGGAAGACAUGGGCGGAUGGCUAAAUCCUAGCAUCGCCGAUUGGUUCGAAGAAUACGCCCGUCUGUGCUACACAGAAUUCGGCAAUGACGUCAAAAUCUGGAUCACAAUUAACGAGCCGUGGGUUGUGGCGUACCAAGGAUACGGAUCGGGCAUCAACGCUCCAGGAAAGUACGGCCCUGGAACAUACACCUACCAAUCUGGCCACAAUUUAAUUUUAGCCCACGCCAGAGCUUAUCGUCUUUACGAAUCAGAAUUCAAACCAACACAACAAGGUAAAGCUGGAAUCACGUUAAAUAUUAACUGGUACGACCCCAAAGACAACCAAACGUCCAGCCAAGAAGCGGCCGAACGUGCCAUGCAGUUUCUGGGCGGUUGGUUCGCCAAUCCCAUUUUCGGCGACGGAGGUUACCCGGCCGUUAUGAGACAAAAAGUGGACGAGAAAAGUGCCGCCCAAGGCUACAACCCGUCGCGAUUGCCCGUUUUCACGGCCGAAGAGAAACUUCUGGUCCAAGGCAGCUCGGAUUUCUUUGGUCUCAACUACUACACCGGUUCGCUCACCAUCGAAAAGAUCCAAGAUAUCAGCAUUGUCGACUACGGAGCAGAUCAAGAUAUCGAAGCCUCUUACGAUCCUGCUUGGUACGGAUCUGGGUCCGGGUGGUUGAAGAUCACGCCGUUCGGGAUGAGAAACACUCUCAAAUGGAUCCGGGAUCGGUUCAACAAUCCCGACAUCAUCGUCACAGAAAACGGAUUCAGCGAUAACGCCGGAAAUCUGGACGAUCUAAUGAGAGUCUAUUAUUACAAGCACAACAUUAACAACGUCCUCAAAGCCAUCAAGACUGAUGGAGUCAAAGUGAUUGGUUACGCCGCUUGGAGUUUGAUGGAUAACUACGAAUGGGGAAGCGGUUACACGCAAAAAUUCGGCAUUUUCAGCGUGGAUUUCGCCACUGCUGAUCUCAACCGGACUGUCAAAGCUUCUGGUCGUUACUAUGCCCAACUCAUUCGUGAUAAUGGGUUCACUGUCGACCAGCCUUGCAACAAUUACCCGAUAUAUUAAGUCAAAUUAUUAACCAUGUAAUUUGCAUAUCCUUGGAAAAGCAAAAAGAUGAGAAUAAAACAACAAUUUAAGAAAG